AUAAUCAUAGUAUUUGAUAAGAACAGUCACCUUUACAACCACUUCCACGAGGCAAGGCACACAUUCAUUCUUGCACGUCACCUUCUAUAGUAAACAGGGGACCCAAAGAUGAAUUACAAAACAAUCUAUUUGUUUGUGACGUUGUUGGUAGCAUGCUGUGUUCAAAAUGGCUGGUCACUAAAGUGCUAUACAUGCUCAUCACCUGAAGACUCGACGUGUGGACGUGAAUUCAAUUCCUCCAAGGUACCUGCUUUAGAUUGCAAAGAGGGCAACAACGUGUGCAUUAAGGUAACGCCUACAGUCGCAGGGGUGACUGCGGUUGCGAGGCUUUGCGGAAUUAAAGAGGCGUGCGCGAUUCUUGAAUCCUGUGUUACUUGUGAUUCAGAUCUGUGCAACACAUCUGCGUCUGUGAAAUUCCAAUUUUGGCUCCUGUCGUUAAUCGGCGUAGUCUAUUUUUAUUUAUAAAGUUUAGGUAUGUAAGUACAGCAUGCUCGAAAUUGUAACUGUACACUUAUGAUUGUAAUGGGGUAAUAAAAGUUUCUCUGACUCCUG
Molecule: messenger RNA, 552 nt
Organism: Photinus pyralis (common eastern firefly)
Lineage: Eukaryota; Metazoa; Arthropoda; Insecta; Coleoptera; Lampyridae
Exons: 3
Coding region: 109-465 (118 amino acids)
Biological process (GO): sleep; regulation of synaptic transmission, cholinergic; positive regulation of voltage-gated potassium channel activity
Source: RefSeq, a predicted model, not a curated record